AUGGCAGCUGCCAUAUCCGGGAGCGUUUCAUCGGGCUCAGUAGGCGCAGCACUGUUAGAUAUCGAUGACCACUCUAGAAAUUCGGGCUCUGCGAAGACGCCAGAGAUUACGAUAGGACCAUUCGGCCUUUUCGAUUCUAACCCGGACCCCGGGCCAACCGUAUCAACAAAUCUAAGAUCUAACACCAAUCCCGAUGGACAAGCUACACUCGCAGGCGAGGAGUCACAGCUCUUGCCCUCUUUUUGUCACCCUCCCAACUCAGGUUACGAUGACCUCCCCUUGAUAGGUGUGUAUGAGGACGGCAGUGUGGCUCCUGAUUGUGACGGAUACCUUGCGUGGACAGAUCUCUUUGCACUUGACUUUGAAACCACUCUCGGAUUGCCACAGACACAAAGUUCUGUCUAUUCGGACCUCCUCGGGCAGGGCAUUCCGGCACAAAAAAACCCAGUUCAGCCUAGGAGUUCCACCGCCAUCCUCCCUUCCGAGGAUCAAUCCCGAAAACCAUUGAGCCACUCAUUGUCUGAGAAUGUACCCAACUCCACAGAUUGGCGCUCUCCCAAAAUCACUUUUCUUCUUAGACACUUCUAUCAGGCAGUGAUCCCUCGCAUGGCUUCUGUUCCCUUGGGAAAAAAGUAUGCUUGGGGCCCCAUGAAUCAUGAAUUGGCAGUGCAAACUCAGGCGGAUGUCACAUAUCUAGAGAAACCACAUGUAAAUGAAGCCAAGCUCGCCAAUUUGUGUGCGAUUGUUGCCAUAUCUGCAUAUCACCUCCAUAUAACGGGAUACGAUUCCCACCAACCUCCAGAAGAUUGGUUGCAGUUUAGCCGGAAACAAAUCCGCGAUGCCGAUGUCUACUUUAAUCGUUCUCUCGAAUUAGAAAUACGAGGCUCGAAAGCAGCAAAGUAUAAAGAGCAGCUAAUGGCUAUACAGGCGCUCAUGGCUUAUUCUUGGGCGACUGCUGAUUCGACCGAAGCACGCCGAUACCAACUCGAGACGGAGCGCUUGGUCCGUUUCCGUGGGCUUGCUAAACGGGAUAUAUCACGUCGGAUACGGUUACUACAUCAUGCAUAUACAUGGAAUAGGAUUGUUGGUGAGAGCACCUAUGUGCUUCACGAUUAUGGAAAUCUGCGGCGUUUCAUUUCCGCCAGCUUUGGGGAGCCACAAAUAGCUGACUGGAGAGAGGAUGGCUCCUCGCCGAACCAUACUGACACUCAUCAUACACGAGAAAAUACCAGGUUAGACGACUUUCUGAGAAUUCGACAUUCUUUCGAGGAGGUUGACAGAAGCAUUGAGGGGUACAAAGAUGCCCAUACCGGUAACCAAGAUAUUCAUUUAGAGGACCCCCGAAAUAGUGUCGAAGAUGGAUUCCACAUCAUUUACGGUGUUCCCGAGCGGUGGCUGAGCCUUCUCUCGCGCACCACACGGCUAGCAAAUUGGCUCGAUGCGAACGAAACUCUUGGAAGGCUCGGCGGCAACCGCUUGUCCGAAACACUGGAGCGCCGGGCUCAGUCUCUGGAAGAUGCUAUUUGCGCCUUCGUUGGGGGGCUAGACGUGGCGGAAAACAUCAACGCCAACGAACCGCCGAAUUGCGGCAUCAGCAGCCUGGGCCUGGUUCGGCAUGGGCAGCUUUCAUGGCUGGCUGCGAGGCAAUGGGAGAGUUGA
Molecule: messenger RNA, 1659 nt
Organism: Clonostachys byssicola
Lineage: Eukaryota; Fungi; Ascomycota; Sordariomycetes; Hypocreales; Bionectriaceae
Source: the annotation of a GenBank genome assembly